Macrobrachium nipponense is the source of this 2080-nucleotide messenger RNA. Its product is annotated as E3 ubiquitin-protein ligase Hakai-like. NCBI's taxonomy places the organism in Eukaryota, Metazoa, Arthropoda, Malacostraca, Decapoda, Palaemonidae. The record is from RefSeq and is a predicted model, not a curated record. Gene Ontology annotation, molecular function: ubiquitin protein ligase activity. Bases 214 to 1590 code for a protein of 458 amino acids. Gene Ontology annotation, biological process: protein ubiquitination; regulation of cell adhesion. The transcript has 7 exons.
UAAUUUGAAAAUAUUUUUUCACGCACUUAAGCGAGCGUUCUUUUUCUGUGGAGUGGAAUUAGACGUCGCAGUGCAUCUCUUGUUUUGUUGAAAGUUGACAAGUGUAUACCCGGCUAAACCUUCCAAAUGAAGAAAAUUUUUGAUAUGAUCCUGACAAAUGAGUGAAGGAACCCCAGUGAGAAACCAUACCUUUUAGGUCAGGUUACAUAAGCAAUGGAAUAUGAAGAACAACGACGUGGCCGCGGCCGUGGAAGAGGGAGAGGAAGGCCACGAGGUAGAGCUAGAGCACCUCCGAGGGGGCUGAGGGUCAACAGAAGAAAUAAGAUAGAAAGUGAAGAAGAGGAAGAGGAGCCUCAACCUGAUGAGAAUGAGGCACCAAAGCCAAAGCACUAUGACCAGGAUUGUGACAUUUCAUCUCUUGAAGCGCCUACUUUCACUACAUUGGACAGGGGCCCUCCUGCUCCCAUGCUUCGGCUCACCUGGGACCAUCCCGUGAAUCUCAUUGGAGAAAAGGUGCUUUCUCCAAGGAUACACAUUUGUGAUUCCUGUAACAAACCUAUUUUGAUAUAUGGGAGGAUGAUACCUUGUAAGCAUGUGUUUUGCUUGUGCUGUGCUCGAAGAGAAGACCGCGUCUGUGCAAGAUGUGGGGAAAGAGUUGUUCGAGUAGAACAAACGGGGCUUGGAACAGUUUUCAUGUGCACAUACACUAUAAAUAAAGCUGUUUGUAAGCGAACGUAUCUCUCACAGCGAGACUUACAGGCUCACAUUGAUCAUCGUCACAUGAAAGUACCAGGAACAAGUAGUCAUACAAAAGAAGAAGUUAAAGAGGAGCGUAUCAGUCAUCGAGAUCCCAGAGGCGAAGGACGAGAGCAGAGAGCAGAUCCAAGGAGUGAUACACGGCAAGAUCCAAGAGCUAUGACAGACCCUAGAGUUGGAAAAGAAAAUUACGAACAUCGUGAGCCUUACCCUGCCCAAUUCGCUCGGCAAGGUUCGGGGACCUUUACCAGUCCCCACUCACAGCCUCACCAGUCUCCAUCAAGUCAUCAAGGAGCAACGCAUCAUAUAUCGGCUAUACCCGUAAUGACGACACCCAGAACUAACCUCAUCACUGUACCUAUUCAAGACCCUCCUGAACACUCUCCUCAUUCAACCUUCCAGCAUUCUACUCCUACACACCCUCCACCCCACUUACCCCCAAAUCAUCCUCCCCCAACCCAUAACUUCACAAGUCCACCCCCUGCUCACACACAGCCUCCUCCCAGCCACUCACAACCACCACCUUCUUAUUCAACUUCUUUCACUACUCCAUACACAACCCAGACCCCUCAGUUUACAUAUCCUCCCAAUCCAUCUGCACCACCUCCACCAAAUCCUAAUGUUCCUCCCCCUCCAUAUACAAAUGUAGCACCUACUGUUCCACCUCCCACUACAUAUGGGAGUCAACCACAAUAUGACAGUCAGUACACAUCAACCCAAUGGUCAACACCUCCACAAGCUCCACCCAGUCACCCACCUGGACCUCCACCUCAUCAUGCACUACCUCCGUCGUCUCAAUCCAACCAAUAUUACCGGAAAAGUUUUAAAUUUUGAGGGACUUUGUUUGUGCAUGGGGGCAAGAUUGCAACACAAAUCUGUUGUGUACCAGUGCUAUUCACAGUGUACAAAUGUGACAAAUUAUUUUGUCUAUACAUGGCGUACAAGUAAUAUCAAUUGGUACUGUAAUCCAGUACCUAAUUAUAGACUGAUUUUAUUAUAGUUAUAUAUAAAGUGCACCAUUUUUACACAUUGAAUCAUAUCUUUUUGAGACCGCUAACAAUUUUGUUGUAGUAGAGAAUUGUGCCACAUUUUUUAUUUUUUGCAGUGAAUGUGUUGGAUGCAACAUAAAUUAGACUGGCUUACAGAAUUGAUUGUUCUCUUAUUUUUUAUUAUUACCAAAUUUCCACUGUUUGGUAAGGCAAAGUUCUCCCAAAAACAUGAAUGUGCAUACUAUUGACAGUGUAAAAAUAUUUUUCAUUUUGCAAUAACUUUGGGGAAAUAUGACAAUGAUGUGGCAUACUUUCAUUAUAAGUAAAUAGUAAAU